UUCCACUCCCAGUUUGUACAUCAGAUAAUCAGACUGAAAACAGAGCUGCUAAGGCAGGAGGCCUGCAGUAGUUUGGAUCUAUUGAAAUGGGACUGAAUUUGCUAGAUGUAUGGGUGCCAGUUUUACUUCUAGUUUCCAUAGCUGCGGGCUCUAACAUUUGCACUUCCAGAGGAGUGAGUACCUGUGAAGAAUGUUUGUCGAUACAUCCGACCUGCGCCUGGUGCUCUCAGGAGAUCUUUGGAAAGGGAGGCUCGAGUUUGUCCCGUUGUGAUCUCAGAGACAGUCUCAUUCAGUCUGGUUGUGGCUUGAAGUUUAUUGAGUUUCCAGUUAGCAGCAUGAGGAUACUAGAGGACAUACCCCUGAGUGACAAGGCAGGGGGUUCAGAGGACAUCACUCAGAUCCAACCACAAAAAAUCCACCUGACCCUCAGGCCAGACGAUUCAAAGAAAUUCACUGUCACUGUGAAGCAAGCAGCUGAUUACCCAGUGGACCUGUACUACCUGAUGGACAUGACCAAUACCAUGAAGGACGACCUGCAGAAGCUUUAUACACUGGGCAAUGGUCUGGCCACUGCUUUACGGGGCGUCACCAGUAAUCUGCGCAUGGGAUUUGGAGCUUUUGUAGACAAACCGCUCUCACCUUACAUGUACAUUUACCCUGAAGAAGUCAUCCAGAAUCCUUGUUAUAAGUUUCCUGAACCCUGUCCACCGCAAUUCGGCUAUCGUAACGUACUGUCUCUGACGGAGCAGGUAGAGCGGUUCACAGAGGAAGUGAAGAAACAGAAAGUGUCCAGAAACAGAGAUGCCCCUGAGGGUGGAUUUGAUGCUAUCAUGCAAGCAGUAGUAUGCAAGGACAAAAUUGGAUGGAGGCCUGAUGCAUCUCAUUUGCUAAUCUUCACAAGUGAUGACAGAAGUCAUUUGGCUUUGGAUGCCAGGCUGGCUGGAAUAGUCCAGCCCCAUGAUGGAGAGUGCCAUAUCAACCACAACAAUGAAUAUGACAAGUCCACUAUACUGGACUAUCCUUCACUUGGUAUGAUCACGGACAAAUUAUCUGAGAAUAACAUCAACCUCAUCUUUGCUGUAACCAGUUCUAUGGUGCAACUAUAUCGUAACUACAGCGAGCUGAUUCCUGGCUCUGUGGUCGGAACGCUCUCUAGAGACUCUGGAAAUGUUGUGCAACUCAUUCUGGAUGCAUAUGCGAAGAUCAGGUCUAAGGUUGAGCUGGAGCUGCUGGGUGUGCCGGAUGAGUUAUCUCUGUUCAUCAACGCAACAUGCCUGGGUGGAGAGGUCAUUACUGGCGUCAAGUCCUGCGCUGGACUCAAAAUUGGAGAUAUGGUUUCAUUUAGCAUUGAGGCAAAACUUCACGGCUGCCCUAAAGAGAAGAGCCGGACCUUCAUGGUCAAGCCAAUGGGCUUUAAAGACACCCUUCAGGUGACUGUGGACUUUGCUUGUGAAUGUGACUGUCAGCAGUCCUCCAUGCCCACCAGCCCGUCCUGUCACCACGGGAACGGUACCCUGGAGUGCGGUGUGUGCCUGUGUGACCCGGGCCGACUGGGCGCUCGAUGUGAGUGCUCCGAGGGCGAAUAUAAACCCAGCCAACAAGACAGAUGCAGCCCCAACCCAGCAGCGCCGGUUUGUAGUGGGCGCGGAGACUGUGUGUGCGGCCAGUGUGCCUGUCGCUCCAGUGAUUUUGGGAAGGUUUGGGGGCCGUACUGUGAAUGUGAUGACUUCAGCUGCCUCCGUUCCAAAGGACAAAUAUGCUCAGGUAAUGGUGAGUGCAACUGUGGCACCUGUCACUGUAGCCCCGGAUGGUCCGGCGAGAGCUGUAACUGUUCGACCCGCACAGACGCCUGCAUGGGGAGCGGAGGAAUGCUGUGUAGUGGCCGUGGCCACUGUGUGUGUGGCGUCUGUGAGUGCACACAGCCAGGAGCGUAUGGAUCAACCUGUGAGAAGUGUCCCACCUGCCCAGACGCCUGCACCAUUAAAAAGGAGUGUGUGGAGUGUAAACAUUAUAAGAGAGGAGAUCUGUAUGAAAAGAACUGCAAUCACGUCUGCAGAGAUGAGAUUGUGCUGGUGGAUGAGCUGGUCUUUCAUGAGAAGAACUCAGUGAACUGCAGCUACAAGGAUGAGGACGACUGCGUUCAGAACUUCCAGUAUUAUGAAGACGCCAGUGGAAAAUCCUUCCUCUAUCUUGUUAAAGAACCAGAGUGUCCUAGGGGUCCUGAUGUCUUGGUGGUUGUUCUUUCGGUCACCGGUGCGAUCCUGCUGCUGGGACUGGGUGCGCUCUUGGUGUGGAAGCUUCUGAUCACCAUUCAUGACCAUCGUGAAUUUGCCAAGUUUGAGGAGGAGAAAGCCAGGGCUAAGUGGGAAGCGGUAAGACUCACAUCCAGACUAUUUGUGAGGUGCUAAACCAACCACAUCCUGUUAAGUGUU
Messenger RNA from Sinocyclocheilus anshuiensis, 2432 nucleotides. RefSeq names its product integrin beta-3-like. The transcript is spliced from 14 exons. The coding region runs from base 87 to 2408 and encodes 773 amino acids. NCBI's taxonomy places the organism in Eukaryota, Metazoa, Chordata, Actinopteri, Cypriniformes, Cyprinidae. The record is from RefSeq and is a predicted model, not a curated record. Gene Ontology annotation, cellular component: focal adhesion; cell surface; synapse. Gene Ontology annotation, biological process: cell adhesion mediated by integrin; platelet aggregation; cell migration. Gene Ontology annotation, molecular function: fibrinogen binding; fibronectin binding; integrin binding.